Messenger RNA from Neoarius graeffei (lesser salmon catfish), 1787 nucleotides. RefSeq names its product cerebellin 1 precursor (gene cbln1). Lineage: Eukaryota; Metazoa; Chordata; Actinopteri; Siluriformes; Ariidae. The record is from RefSeq and is a predicted model, not a curated record. The transcript has 3 exons. Gene Ontology annotation, molecular function: protein binding. Gene Ontology annotation, cellular component: glutamatergic synapse; synaptic cleft. Bases 351 to 920 code for a protein of 189 amino acids.
CGCGAGCAGACGGAGCCCCGCGCUAUGUGCUCAGCCGUGCGCCGACUAGACGAGGGCCUCACUGCGAUCACCACCGACUCGAGACGAGUUCACGGGAAAAUUACGAAAGAGAAGAGGAUCUAGAAACAGAAAAGUCACAAAUCCCACGCAGGUUUCGGAGAAAUACUAUUUUUUUUUAAAUAAUAAUAAUAAUAAUAAUAAUAAUAAUAUCAGUAACAUAACCAAGUUGAUUUGGACAUCCACACCUGGAGAGCGCUUCAUUUUCAGUGCUGGGGAAAAGGCUGGAGAGGGCUGCGACCGUGCUGUCGGAGAAGUAGGAGAGGCUGAGACUGCAGGCUGAAGUUCCAGUCAUGCUGGUGUUUGUGCUGUGCGCGCUGGCGUUGGGUUGCCUCGCGAGCGCACAGAACGAGACAGAGCCCAUCGUGUUGGAGGGAAAAUGUCUGGUCGUGUGCGACUCGAACCCAACUUCUGACCCCACCGGCACAGCGCUCGGGAUUUCCGUGCGCUCCGGAAGCGCCAAAGUGGCGUUCUCUGCUGUCAGGAACACUAACCACGAGCCGUCAGAGAUGAGUAAUCGGACGAUGGUCAUCUACUUUGAUCAGGUUCUCGUGAACGUCGGCAGAAGUUUCGACGAAGAAAGAAGUAAUUUCUUCGCCCCACGAAAAGGGAUUUACAGUUUUAAUUUCCAUGUCGUGAAGGUUUAUAAUCGUCAGACUAUCCAGGUGAGCCUCAUGCACAAUGGGUGGCCUGUGAUCUCAGCCUUUGCUGGAGACCAGGACGUGACGCGCGAGGCUGCCAGUAAUGGUGUUCUGAUCCAAAUGGAGAAAGGCGAUCGGGCCUACCUCAAGCUGGAGCGGGGCAACCUGAUGGGUGGCUGGAAGUACUCCACCUUCUCUGGUUUCCUGGUCUUUCCUCUGUAGAUGAGGGGCUCGCUAUGUAGGGACUAAUGCACUUCAGCUCACCAGCUUGUGGGACUGUGGCGAGAGAGUGAGAGAUGAUGAGGGGGAGAAAGUGUGUGUAUGUGUGAUUGAUAUAUAAAAGAAGGCAAUUUAAAAGAGAAUUAGUGUGGCUAGCUCUUUGACAUGCUCGCUCCGCUGCUUGCCUACAGCUCUGGACAGCCAAAACUUUUUAUUUUAUUAUUAUGAUCAGAAUAAAUAACAAUAAACAAUAAACCUAUGAAGGCUAUUGCGUUUCACCUCAUAUAUCUCCUUAUUUAAUUUUUCAUCUGCUAUAAGGAAUGUCUAUCAUCAGACAUUUAAGAAAUGUCGGUCAUAAAACUCAGUGCACAAAAUCGUCCGGCCCCAUUAACUCACAAUGGCAAUUUCUUAAACUGAUUCUCACCUGCAUAAAUUUGUAAGUGUUUCUCCAUACAAUAUCUCAAAUCUCAGUUGUUCAAACAUAAACUGCUAAUGCUGUUCCCUUCAGUCUUAAUGGGCACUUUCGCUCCCUUUGGCUCUGCUAUUUUCCUCAAAACAGGAGAACACAUUUCAGUCUGUUAUGCCUGGAGAGUAUCCGAACUCCUCAAAGAGACUCUUUACUGUAUACGGGAUAUAUACAGAAAUAUAAAAUCCUUCAAAUUUCUAUAUAAUAUACUCUGACUAUCUGAAUCUGAUUAAUCUGUAUUUCUGUAUUUCAGUGUUAAUAAUAGUGGUUUUGUGUGUGUGUGUGCGUGUGUGUGUGUGUGUGUGUGUCAUAAUGCUGCAGCCAGGCUACCAAUGCUUCUUGUUUUCGUUUCAGAAAUGUGGCUACACUUAAGCUAUAUCAGAAGUAUUAUAAAGUAAUUUUAU